AUGAAUUGGUGCAAGACCCGUGAUCCCAGGAUUGUUCUCCCUAUGGAAAUCUUUACAUCAAUCCUCAAUCAAGUCAUCACCGAAGGCUUCAUCAACCCGAUCCGCCUGCUCCUCCCACUGACGCUCGUCAGUCAAGGGUGGUUAGACUAUAUAGUAAACACUCCAGAGCUAUGGGUGCACAUCGAUGUGGGUAGAGGCCUGGAAGAGGCCGAUUCACUCGCAAAGCUCGCUACUAGCCUCGCAUUAUCCAAAGAUCAACGACUUUACCUCGUUAUCGUUUACGAAAUCAACAAUUGGGACAUGAUAUUCUCACUUCUACGGCCCCAUAUAACCAGAAUAAGAUCCCUUUCGUUCCUUCGACAGCGGACCGAGACGAUACAAAGGCGUGAUUGGGAGUAUAGCCAGCGACAAAUUAUUAGAUGCUUAAAGGACUUUGGUUAUUUACCGGACUUACUGUCAAUCACAGCGGACGGAGACUGGGCUGGGGGCAUUUGGAUCGAGAGGCUCUCGUAUUUUCCGACUCUGAGGCAAAUCUUGAUACGCAAAAUCCAUCCUCGUGCAAUCGAAAACCUUCAAUGCCCAGAAAAGGUACAAGAUUUCACUACAUUGCUUUCUAUCGGCGUGUGCUAUCCUCUAUUAGGUAUCCUUUCGGGUCUACGGAAGCUGCGUAUGGGUUCUAUGCCACCUGAAGAACCUCCUAACGAGGAUGGCAUCCUCCCCACAGCGCUAUAUACACUCGCUGUGCGGGAAAUUCUGACCGACUCCGCCGCGCGCCUGGUAUUCAAAGUCAUAAGAAUGGCACCUCGGCUACGGCGCAUAGGUCUUUUGAUUGAAUGGAAUAGGCUCACAGAGCUCAUGUCUAUUCUUCCCAGCCUCCUUCAGCUCGAAACGCUGCAGCUGGAACUCACCAAGCCCACAGCAAGCAGAUCAGAAAGUCUACACCUAUUAGCGCCGGAGACUCCAACAGGCGUCAAGGACUUGUACAUCCGCUAUCAGGAUUCGACUGAUGCGCUGUACUACCACCAAGCUUUGGCCAAGUAUUUACGGCACGCGAUGCCAUUCCUUUUAGACUUGCGCCUAGACUGUUACAUAUUACCCACACCAUACAUGUCGUACAUCAAGUCUCUCAAACACCUUCUGCGUCUCCGUAUCGCAGCGGGGAGAGCAGUAGUUGACAAAGACUCGAUUAUCCAGUCCGACUCGCUCGAAACCCUCAACAUUCAUUGGACGACUGCCGAUCAAGGCUACAUCUUGGAGAAGCUGCACUGUCCAGGUCUCUUGCGCCUCUCGUUAUGCGAAGCAAUGGCAGGCACGAUUCGCGACCCACCCUCCUUUGCCCAUUACCAAGUCCUUUCGACGACUCAAGAAACAAUCCAACUUCCAGAUAUGAAAGCUUUGCGCACCCUCGAGCUUUCUGGCCGUUCGAUACUAUACAUGCCACUCGACUCCUUGACUAGGAUAGUCUUCGACAAAUACACCUCGACAGCCAGCGAAUUCUUCAUCAAAUUGAUUAAUCAACCAGAUAUGUGCGCGAUGCUCCAACGCAUAGAGCUUUAUUGCUUUCCAGAAUGGGAUCUUCUCUUCCUCCUGCUUGAACGGCGGGGUUUUGCAAGUUUUACUCGCCCAAUAGAAGAGAUUAUGCUUCCAGCAAAUAUACCUAUAUACCUCCUUCGUCCGUUGGUCAAUCUAUUGGGAGACCAAACGGCUCUACGUCCCCCAAACGAGGAUGUCUCCCUUGAUGCCAUUGCGGAUAUCACGACGGACUACACAAUUCCCGGGUGUAUGUGGUGUUCCUGGUCAUUCCAAACGUGCGCAACACCAAUCCCCAGACUGACUCACCUCCGAUCAACUCCAAGCAUCGCAUUUAACCACUCCAAGGAUCCGAAACCAAAGACAAGAACGGUGGCACAAUCGGAUGAAGAGCCUAGACGGAAAGGCCAGUAG
Messenger RNA from Serendipita indica DSM 11827, 1944 nucleotides. The record is from the annotation of a GenBank genome assembly. Lineage: Eukaryota; Fungi; Basidiomycota; Agaricomycetes; Sebacinales; Serendipitaceae.